UGAGAGGGUCCGUGAGCUGUUGGCCGAUUGCAGGGAACCCCUGCGCCCAUGGAGUAUGUGUGGGUGGAGUGGAGUCUCAGCCUUUUUGGAGAAACAAAUUUCCCGUCUGUCCACCAGAGGGUGCCAGGGACUUUUGUUGGAAGGAAGAGGUACAUGUUUUAUAUCUACAACCCCAAGAAAGAAGAGAAUGUGGCCUGUUUGGAGUGUGCCGGACAUGGCCGAUUUGGACUUUACAGAAACCAUCAGCAAAAGCAUGCAGGUUCCUAGCCGGCUGAAAGUAGCGGAUGACUCCAGCUCAAGAUUCCCAAAGAGAAUGCCUUCAGAGGACUUCCCUUCAUCUUUCCAGAUGUAUGUUCCUGAUAGGCUUCUGCCAGCAGAAACAAGGGACGUUGCUUUCAGGCCCCUCUUGGUGAACCAGAUACGGCAGCAUUGCCUGGCUGUUGCUGACCCUCUUCGGGAACCUCCAGUCCCACCCACAAUUUAUGAGGAGCAUCCUGUUCUGAGCAUCACUUCCAGAUCUGGUUCUCAGAAACGCAAACGACCGGCUCAUCAAGGCAGAGCUCGGAAAGAGAGAAUCCUGAAUGAGACCUCUCAGCUGGCUCUGUGUGGUGGCAGCCGGAGGCGUGAAGGGCUGGAGACAAGCUUGCCCCUGGCUCCAGCCCCCCAGUUUCCUCCGUUCCCUUUGGAGGGCAGGAUCUACUCCCUGCAGAACACCCUUCAGGCCCUGCAUUUCCUGGGACACCAGCUGUUCCAGCUGUUUUGGAAGCCUAGCCAUCCCCCACUCAGUUCCCAGGAGACAAGCAUGAUCUUGGAGAGCUCCCUGGAGGAAAUUGGCACAACCGAAGUUCUGGCAAUGAGAAACCAAUUGGCCAAAAUCUCAGGGAGGCUUCGAAGUCUGGAGGAACAGUACACAGGGUGGCGUCAGAAGGAGCUGCUGGUCUACUCCGUGCUGGUCUCCACGUGUCUUCUCAAUAUGUGGCUUUGGCUUCGGAGAUGAGGAUGUGAACCUGCAGAGAAAGCCACACGUAGGAUUGGGAAAGGAUGAUGCGUGUUUGCACUUUGUGCUUUUUAGCUUUCACUGACCCUCUUCCUAGGUCCUCUGGGACUUAAUUUCCUGGUUGUAAUAGGAGAAUGGACCGAAUGAGAUGCACGUGCCACAUUAGAGGAAGUGGGAUGGAUGUGACAGUACGCGCUUGGUGGCUUGAGUGGAAGGCAGCAACUGUGGCUUAUUGUUCUAUCUAGCUGCAGUUGGACUGGUGAUUAGUUGAGCUUGGAGUCCUCCAGAGAUGUCAAAUGCUCCAAGGAAUGAUGAUGGUUACCCUGCAAAUUAGGCAGCUCUUUCACGAACUAGCUUUGAGUGCAACUAACCCACCUGAGUCCUCAUUGGAUAAAAGCCAUGUUUCAGAAAGACUUCAGGACAUUUUGGGCUAAGGCAGCUCCAACUGGAAUGACUCCAAAACAAGUGGACGUUUGAGUGCCCUGAGAUGAUGGCUUUGGGAGUCAGUGUUUUCUAAUGUCAUUUGUCAUCAAAACGAAGGGGAUGGGUCUACUGACAAAGGCUGAGAAGUGUCUUCUAUCACACUGAAUAAGGGUAGGAAUUCAUUAGAAGAUAACAGAAAUUGCCUCUUUAGUAAAGAGUUUGGAAGCAGCAUGCUAUAUAAUCUACUUCAGUGUCCAUUGUAAUCUUCUGCUAAGUGUUUGCGGAGUCAGUACUGAAUCUUCAAGAAGUUUAGACUGUUUGGACUUCGCUGAUGCAAAGAGUUCUCCUCUGCAAGGAAAAGGAUUUGUAAGACUGAUGUUCUUUUGAUUGCAGUGUUAUACCUAUAGGGGGUGUGCAUCUGGACUGCAUGUCAGUAAUUAGUAACAUUUGAG
Messenger RNA from Eublepharis macularius, 1872 nucleotides. Its product is annotated as mitochondrial fission factor homolog A-like. The record is from RefSeq and is a predicted model, not a curated record. Lineage: Eukaryota; Metazoa; Chordata; Lepidosauria; Squamata; Eublepharidae. The coding region runs from base 56 to 997 and encodes 313 amino acids. Gene Ontology annotation, biological process: positive regulation of mitochondrial fission. Gene Ontology annotation, cellular component: peroxisome; mitochondrial outer membrane. The transcript has 8 exons.